UCGCUCUAGCCCGCCUAGGGAGCGGUGAGACGUCGUGGCUCUCUUCUAGGCUGCGGGAGGACGCGGAGGGCGCCUCGCUGGUAGUCGGCCAUGGGUACGCUUCAUAAAGCACUGGUCGCGGUUGCAGUUUUAGGCGCUGGUGCUGGCGUGGGCUGCACUCUGUUUGCUCUUGUGGUCCCAGGAGAAGUACAGAAGCAGGCAAUGCUGCAGGAGAUUCCGGAACGGGACCCGCGGCGCAGGGACGAAGCUGUCAGAACCAAGGAAGUAGUGAUGGCCACUCUGAAGAAAGCGGUGUCCACGGAGGAGAACGUGACCUGGAGGAAGAACUGGUUUUCCGAAGUUAGCGGAGGCAGCAGGUCAGCGUGACAUCAGGGCUUGCCGGUGGACGCCGGGACCUGCGAGGCUGUUUGCGCGCCGGAUUCAGGAUAACACACGACUCUACCAGGCACAGGGAGCGGCGGUCGGCGAAUGCUUUUAACGUGCGCAUCGCGUGACAGGGCCGAGACGGCCGGACGUGUGGAACCAAAGGAACUAAUAAAUCCACGUCAUACGUUAAGUAGACUCGGCAGCUGGAUAUCUAAGGCCUAGAGAGUUGUGCGGGUCCGCACGGUGGGCGCAGAAGACAGGAGUAACCGACUGCCACUCCCCCUGGAGAGUUCUAAGUCCAAUAGGUUUUCCCGAAGAGUGUGAACAACAGAUCACGUGAUCUAAGUUGGCUUCGGAAACUGGCUGUAAAAGACAUCCUAAAGUCUGUUUUUUUGUGUCUUGUUAUGUGCCUGAAAAAUGAAAGUGAAAAAAGAGUUCUCUAUUUCCA
Messenger RNA from Mesocricetus auratus (golden hamster), 814 nucleotides. RefSeq names its product ubiquinol-cytochrome-c reductase complex assembly factor 3. The record is from RefSeq and is a predicted model, not a curated record. Gene Ontology annotation, biological process: mitochondrial electron transport, ubiquinol to cytochrome c; mitochondrial respiratory chain complex III assembly. Lineage: Eukaryota; Metazoa; Chordata; Mammalia; Rodentia; Cricetidae. Bases 91 to 366 code for a protein of 91 amino acids. The transcript has 2 exons. Gene Ontology annotation, cellular component: mitochondrial inner membrane.